GGAGGGAUGAUGCUGUCCUGUUCAAGGCCAUUAAUGGAGCCAUGUGACAACACACCCAGCGUGGGACUGUCAGCACCUAGGAGAACAAGGUUUUAAGACUCCAGAAAGAUGUCUUACCAGCAGCAGCAGUGCAAGCAGCCCUGCCAGCCACCUCCCCCAUGCCCACCUCCAAAGUGCCCUGAGCCAUGCCCACCCCCAAAGUGCCCUGAGCCAUGCCCACCACCAAAGUGCCCUGAGCCAUGCCCACCUCAGCUGUGCCAGCAGCAAUGCCCACCUGUGCAACCUCCUCCACCAUGCCAACAGAAGUGCCCACCCAAGAGCAACUAA
Eptesicus fuscus (big brown bat) is the source of this 327-nucleotide messenger RNA. RefSeq names its product small proline-rich protein 2E. The transcript has 3 exons. Gene Ontology annotation, cellular component: cornified envelope. The record is from RefSeq and is a predicted model, not a curated record. NCBI's taxonomy places the organism in Eukaryota, Metazoa, Chordata, Mammalia, Chiroptera, Vespertilionidae. The coding region runs from base 109 to 327 and encodes 72 amino acids.